UAGUUGAAGAGGUUCAGGUUAAAUCCCGCUAAAUGGGAAAAGUACGCCACCUGCUGUUGUAAAUGUGUACCUGCACUGAAUGGUAGACGCAAAGGACUAUGGGUAAUCCUGAACGCAACGGAGGAUUUACUGAAAGACAGAGCAUGCGCAGUUGUCCGCAAGAUGACCCAUUCUUCUAUGUUGUCCUUUGUCAUAAAUGCAGGUAUGUUACAGUAUGUUCUAUAGAGUGUGAUACUAUUUUAAACAUGCUAAUGUAGUGUUUUCUACAGUCUACAUGUUUACUCAGUUAUAGAAUUGUUAUUAUAAAAUGAAAAAAGGUAACAGUUCAGUGUGAGAAAUCUGUAUAAAUAUAUUUUUGGUUAUAUAUACUUUUGUAAUUCUCCUCAUACAAUUAAGAGAGACAAUUUAUGUUCUAUUUCGGCUAUUUUAUUUACAUGAAAUUAAACCCACUAUACGAUCACUGUGAUCACUGUAUCAAUGUCACCACUGUGUUAGUGUAUUUCAAAAUGGGUAAUCCUGAACGCAACGGAGGAUUUACUGAAAGACAGAGCAUGCGCAGUUGUCCGCAAGAUGACCCAUUCUUCUAUGUUGUCCUUUGUCAUAAAUGCAGAUGUGGAAUAAACCUGCUGUUACCACAAGUCUGACCAGCUCCAGGAGAUUCAUUUAGCCCGGAGACAUCUCACAGAGAUUUUCACCUUUCAAAAAAAUUACAUCUAUGUGACGGAAUCAGUCCACAUAUGUUCCUGUCAUAAGUAUGGAGCUGCAGAAGCUAUCGAAUGGAAAUCACCACCAUGACGCUGCUGUGCCUGUGGAGGGAGGAAUGGCACCAGAGGAAGAAAAGUUCCUGCAGCAGAGUGAUGGAUCAAAGAGACCUCAGUUCACAGAUUUUGAGGGUAAAACCUCCUUUGGGAUAUCCGUCUUCAACCUGAGCAACGCCAUCAUGGGCAGCGGCAUACUGGGUCUGUCGUACGCCAUGUCCAACACCGGCAUCGUCCUUUUCCUGAUCCUGCUGACAUGUAUCGCCUGUCUGUCCUGUUAUUCCGUCCAUCUGCUCCUACGCAGUGCUGGAGUUGUGGGUAUUCGUGCCUACGAGCAGCUUGGCCUGAGAGCUUUUGGUCAUCCAGGGAAGAUCAUAGCAGCUGUCAUCAUCACGCUACAUAACAUUGGAGCCAUGUCCAGCUACCUGUUCAUAGUCAAAUCUGAGUUACCGCUUGUAAUCCAAGCCUUUCUUGGCCAGACAUCCAGCACUGGUGACUGGUUCAUGAAUGGAAACUACCUGAUCAUCAUCGUCACUAUCUGCAUCAUCUUCCCACUGGCCCUGAUGAAACACCUGGGGUAUCUUGGUUAUACCAGUGGCUUCUCUCUGUCCUGCAUGGUCUUCUUCCUCUCUGCGGUCAUCUACAAGAAAUUCAACAUUGCUUGCCCUCUGGAAGUGUUUGGCAACUACUCUGUGAACACAGCCGCCUCAGAGGACACAUGCGCUACCAAAUUCUUCACCAUCAACCAAGAGACGGCGUAUACCAUCCCGAUCCUGGCAUUUGCUUUUGUAUGUCACCCUGAAGUGCUUCCCAUCUACACAGAACUGAGCAAUCCAACCAAGAGAAGAAUGCAGAACAUUGGCAACGUUUCCAUCCUGGGCAUGUUCAUCAUGUACUUCUUCACCGCCACAUUUGGCUAUCUGACCUUCUACGAGAACACUGAAGCAGAGCUCCUCCAUACCUACAGUAAGGUGGACCCUCUGGACACUCUGAUCCUGUGUGUUCGUCUCGCCGUCCUGGUGGCCGUCACUCUGACUGUACCCGUGGUCUUGUUUCCUAUCCGUCGUGCCCUCCUGCAGCUGCUGUUUCCAGGGAAGCCCUUCUACUGGCUCCGUCACAUCGCCAUCGCCAUGUGUCUGCUCUUUGUUGUCAACCUGCUGGUCAUCCUCGUUCCAAACAUUCGGGACAUCUUUGGCAUUACUGGGGCAACCACUGCUCCCAGUCUGAUCUUCAUCCUUCCUGGACUGUUCUACAUUCGCAUCAUCCCCACUGACCAGGAGCCCUUGAACUCAAGACCAAAGAUUCAGGCUGCGUGUUUCACAGCGCUGGGUUUCAUAUUCAUGAUCAUGAGCAUGACGUUCAUCGGGCUUGACUGGAUGAGUGGAGAAAAGCGAAAUCUCGGCAGCCACUAAAGUGUACCCCAAUACAGCAGCCCAGAUUCAACCUACUGCUACAAGGCUCAAGGCUUUUGUUGGACUGUUUUUAUUAAUCAUAAGGACAAUCCGUUCCUCCAGAGUGAUGAGAGGAGCCCAGUCUUGACCCACCCAGGUUGACAUAUACAGCGUCCCUCACAGGUGGUGUUCUUCUGUUCUACAUGAUGAGCUGACAAACAUGUUAACUAUGGAAGCCCUUCAAUCAUUCAAAGCUAUCUGUCUUAACAGAGGCUAAAUGUGGUGUAGAAUAACAGAAAUAUUAAAAACAUAUCUUUAAUUAAAAACUAAGUUCGAUAGAGAACAUUUAUUUGUUAUGUGCUUGAUAAAAAUACAUGCGAGAGUAUGAGGUUAUUAAAUAAAUUCCCUUCAAUUGAUGUAUUGUGCACUGUGAGUCUGCAGAACAGUAUUUGGUAAAUUGGUCAAAUUUUUUAUUUUGGUUUACAUCAGCGAAAAGUCAGACAUGACGUGUAUACAACUGUGAACCAAUUCGUUUUGUGAUUCAUUUGUGAAUUUAUUCUGGAUAGCAUAUGUGGAUAUUGUUUAAUAAAAAUUCACAAAAGAUUGAA
This is a messenger RNA of Anarrhichthys ocellatus (wolf-eel), 2757 nucleotides long. It is a transcript of the gene slc38a5b, whose product is annotated as solute carrier family 38 member 5b. Lineage: Eukaryota; Metazoa; Chordata; Actinopteri; Perciformes; Anarhichadidae. Gene Ontology annotation, molecular function: glycine transmembrane transporter activity; L-glutamine transmembrane transporter activity. The transcript has 17 exons. The coding region runs from base 755 to 2170 and encodes 471 amino acids. Gene Ontology annotation, biological process: L-histidine transmembrane transport; serine transport; L-glutamine transport. The record is from RefSeq and is a predicted model, not a curated record. Gene Ontology annotation, cellular component: plasma membrane.